Debaryomyces fabryi is the source of this 339-nucleotide messenger RNA. RefSeq lists its product as uncharacterized. The transcript has a single exon. The record is from RefSeq and is a predicted model, not a curated record. Bases 1 to 339 code for a protein of 112 amino acids. Lineage: Eukaryota; Fungi; Ascomycota; Pichiomycetes; Serinales; Debaryomycetaceae.
AUGGUUAGAGGAAAGAAAAUUUUGCGGACUGACAUGACACAAAGGUGCGAGGAUGACGUGCGAGCAGUAAUUACAAUACCAGAAAGAGAUGAGAUGGCGUUAAUUACGUGCAGAUGGUGCAGUACACGCCUGGGAUGGAGAUCGAGACGCUCAGACGAUGCCCAGAUGAUGGACAGAUUAUGGCCAGAUUAUGGCUUUUGGACAUCAAUCCCAGAGGCUGGGAUGGCAGCCAAGAAGCGGUGUGGGGAAAAUCUCUGGGUAGACGUUGGGGUGAGCUCAAGGUUAGACUUUGGGUUAGAGUUUGCUGUUGCGCAAGACCAAAGUUUGAUUGUGCGGUGA